AUGCGAUACGUUGCGGACCAUCGAUUGCUCAAGUUUGAAAGAUUCUGGUGGAUGGCCUGGAUCGUGACCUCUCUUGUUGCCUGUGUGAUCGCCGUAGUUCAGCUCUAUCACAAGUGGGACGCAAACCCGGUGGUCAUCGUGUACGCUCCCAAGUUCAUACCGAUCUACACCGUCCCAUUUCCGGCCAUCACAAUCUGCCCGCUGACGAAAACUCUCGUUGAUCAGUUCAACCUGACUCACGCCUAUCAACAGGUCCAGAACGGGACGACGCUGGACGAGGAACGUGAGUUGAAGCUACGAGCGUUAGCUCACGUCUGUCCGUUCUCGCACAAUUGGAAGCGAUUUGAUGCGCGGGAGGACGAGACGAUAUUCCAAACGCUGCGGAGCAUGGCCAUGCCGAAGGAAAUCGUCGCCCAGUGGUGCCUGUGGCGGUUCAAGAAGGUCGACUGUAGUGACAUGAUAACGGAGACGUUGACGGAUGAUGGGAUCUGCUAUACGUUCAACGCACUGCCGGCGAAUCAGAUGUACCGCGCUGGGGUUAUAUCGCCGGAAUUUCUGGCAUUCACGAACGCCAGUACAGUUCGUUCUAACUGGACGCAGGAUAGAGGCUACCGGCGCAAUGCCGGACUCCACACGUACCCGCAUCGUCCUUUGAGCAACGGUAUGCUUUCGGGACUUUUCAUGGUGCUGUCUGUUCGGCAUAUUGAUCAGGAGUUUUUGUGUAGGGGACCAUACACUGGGUACAAGUUGGUCGUUCACCCUCCGGAUGAGAUAUCAUUAACCGGAGAUAGAUUCUUUCGGCUAAACAACGACGAUGUCAUCGAACUAACGUUCACCCCAAAUGCAUUGUACACGGCCCGUGACCUACACGAUGCUCCACCAGCUAGACGCAAGUGCUUCUUCAAUCAUGAAAGGUACUUGCGGUUUUUCAACCAUUACAACCAGGCAAACUGCGCUGCCGAGUGCGUGGCGAACUACACCCUGAAGAAGUGCGGUUGCGUCAAGUUCUCGAUGCCACGCACGGCGACGAUGAAGGUUUGCGACGCCAGCAAAAUCACCUGCUACAGUAACACCAUCAAGGAAGUAUUCGAAGAUGUUUUUUAUUCGGAAAAGUAUAACAAACUAUCGGCAUGUCAAUGCCUUCCGGCUUGUAACAGUAUUCAGUACCAAGCGGAGAUUUCACGGAUGCCGUUCUACUUUAAAGAGUUUGCCCAUAGUCCAUCCCUAUCCAGGUACGAUCCCGCCGUACUAAUGCUAUCCUUCAAGCAUCGUCACUACUUGCCGGUUUGGAGACGACCGAUGCUGAGUCUGACGGAUGUGGUAGCGAAAUUCGGUGGACUGUUUGCCCUGUUGAUGGGUGCCAGCGUGUUGAGCGUGGGUGAAAUCUUGUACUACUGCUGCAUACGGCCGCUGCGCAGGGAGCGGUUUCCCAGGUUGGCGAUCAACCGGAUCUUUGUGCUGCCUUGGGCGGCUCAUCGGAAUCCGUUUCGAGUUCCGAGGAACUAUUAG
Culex quinquefasciatus (southern house mosquito) is the source of this 1509-nucleotide messenger RNA. Its product is annotated as pickpocket protein 28. Lineage: Eukaryota; Metazoa; Arthropoda; Insecta; Diptera; Culicidae. The record is from RefSeq and is a predicted model, not a curated record. Gene Ontology annotation, biological process: sodium ion transmembrane transport. Gene Ontology annotation, molecular function: ligand-gated sodium channel activity. Gene Ontology annotation, cellular component: membrane.